AUGGCACGGAGUAAGCUUGUGAAGGCGGCUGCUACAAAGCAAGCGGACAAGUCAAAGCCAAAAGCUAAGGCUUCCGCAAGGCGCGGGGCUGCCACACCUGUGCCUGAGCAACUUGCAGAGCAGCAAGAUGUAGAGUCCAAGGCUGCGCCAUUAGCAGAGCAGCAAGAUGAGUCCAUGGCUGAGCCACUUGCAGAGCAGCAAGAUUUCGAGUCCAUGGAUCUGGAGCAAAUAUUCGAUGAAGUGGGCGGCAUGCCAGUGCCGGGCCCACGGGCCGGACGCGACAUUUUGGUGUUGCUGAGCGGUCAACUCCCGUUGCGCACCAUUGCCAGAACGUUCGCUCAGGUGCAGCAGCGCGUCGCAGACCAAAUCGGCUUGAAUGUGGAAGACGUGCUUCUUUACAGCUUAGACCGAGUUGAGGUCACAAGUACAAGCAUUGCGGAGGCUUACGGCAACUCCACUCGAAUCGUGCUUCUUGCUUGCACGCCACGCGAGAUCCGGUAUAAGCGAUUCGGUGAGGUCAUCCGUGCUGCAGGCCUGCCGCCCAACUGGCUGCAAGACAAUGCGGAGAACGGCAUUGUCGCGAAGGACACGUUCUGCCAGCAACUUCGAUUGAUUUUGGCAAUGUGUUGUUGUGUUCGUUGGAUCAAAGCGAGAGAUUACCUGCUGUUUCUGCAACAGCAUAUACCGGCUUGGUGGGACAAGUGUUUCGGCCUGGGCGAAUCCCGCACUACGGCGGUCAGUCGAGAUCGGACUCCUCAUGCUCCUCGCAGUCCGCCCGAGCUUGCCAACACGGACAUCUCAGACUUUUGCAACGACCUCUCUACCGAUCAUGGUCAUGGCAUCCGAAUUUCCGCCAUCGAGACAUUAUGCAAUGAAGUCUUGGAGUGUGCAGUUGUCCAAACAGGGCUGCACGAGGGCCCAAGCAUCUGUUCACCAGUCUUGCUUCGAUUGACAACAGGUUUCGAAGUCACAUGUUUGGAGCCACCGGAGACGCUGUCCAGUGGCAUUGUGCGCAGGAAAGUGAGAUGUGGAGAGCUUUCCGGUUAUGUUACCAUCCUAUCUUGCUUUGGGACACAGUACUUCCGUCCCUCUUGGCCUUUUUUUGAAGCCCCUUUAGAGCCGGUGCUUGCUAGAGCGAAACUCCGUGCGGCUCGAAAGGAGGAAGACAAGGCGAUAAACACUGCCUUGAAUAUCACGAGCGAGGAACUUGCUAUGGACCUUCCUGCGGAUGAAGAGCUCCGCAAGACGAUAAGGCGACCAAGACCAUCUCCUCGCACUGACCACGCUAGAAUGGGCAGCAGGGUGGCGAGCGUCAUGAGAACCAUCCAGAAGCUGCAGAGCAGCAAAACUGCAGACCAGCUCUUGAUCCCGAAGAGCGCAUUUGCAGCUGUGGUGCGCGAGAUUGGAGAGGGCCUCAUGGAGAACGUGCGCUUCAGCACGGACAGCUUGAAUGCGCUGCAAACGGCGGCCGAAUGGCACUUGGUGGACCACCUUGCAGACACUUCGGCACUUGCGCAUCACGCUCGGCGCGUGACUGUGAUGCCAAAGGACUUUGCGAUGCUAAGGCAUUUGCACCGCGACUGA
Molecule: messenger RNA, 1584 nt
Organism: Symbiodinium sp. CCMP2592
Lineage: Eukaryota; Dinophyceae; Suessiales; Symbiodiniaceae
Source: the annotation of a GenBank genome assembly